UCCCACUAGGGUUUGCCUCUGGUUUCUCCAGCUCCAUUCACUCCCCUCUCUCUCACUCAUAUCUCAUGAUCUAACUCCCAAGAUUCCAUUUUACCCAACUGGGUCUAAAAAAAGCAACCCUCAUAACCAAAACACAAAACUUCAUCUUCUUAGCUCAACCCACUUCCACAUUCAACUGCACUCACCCACUCACUCACUCAAAUGUUCAGUUUCUGCAACUACAGCAAAUUCCUCAUCUUCUUCCUCUGCACCAUCCUCACCUAUUUCAGUGCUUAACCUUUCAAAAACCCCAAUUUCCACUUUUAGGGUUCUAUUCAACUCUUCAUCCCUAAUCAUGAAAACCCAGAUUCAACUCUUGCAUUUCCAAUGCAAUAGUUCAUUCUCCUAACAUUCACAUUCCAUAAAUUUCACACCUUUUUCUUCAACCAUGCCGAAGGUUCCAGAAGAAAAAGAUGGAUCUGAAAAGGAAACACCCAAAAUCUCCAUCGAUCCCUUUCCACAUUUAGCAUCAACCAAACCCUAUUUUCUUCCCUGGAAGCCGAUGAAACGCACCGUUCGGCCUCUAUUCGUUCUCCUCCUCCUUCUCGUCUUCAUCGCCACGCUCACCUCACGCGCUGUCGUCGGCCGUCGCCUCCUCUCCAUCGAGCUCGAAACCCGCGUCAUCAACCACAACCCGCCGCCGCAGCUCAACACCACGCUCCUCCACCACGCCGCAGUCGAGAUCGGCGAGGCAAAGCUCCGGCAAGAGAUCCAACAGCUCCUCGACGGCAACUUCGGCAGCCAGGCGCGCCACCGUACUUUCGUGUCCUGGCGGCGGUUUAUUCACCACGACGUCGACAACAGGAACGGCCUCCCGGCGAAUCUCCGGUCGCCGUUGUUCUACCGAUACUGGCUGGACUUCCGGCGAGUGCUCCAUGACUGGUCCCGGAAGCGCCGGUUCCAGCCCGGAAUCAUGUCGGAGCUGACCCGGUCGGUGAAGAUUCCCCUCGACCGGUACAACAACGCGGCGGCGGCGGCGGGUUCCGGUGAGAAAAGGUACUCUUCUUGUGCUGUUGUUGGUAACAGUGGAAUUUUGCUUAACAGUAACCAUGGUUCCUUGAUUGAUGCACAUGAAGUUGUGAUGAGGUUGAACAAUGCAAGGGUUGAAAAUUAUGAGUACAAGGUUGGGAAGAAAACCAGCAUUUCGUUUGUGAAUAGCAACAUCUUGCACUUGUGUGCAAGAAGAGCAGGGUGUUUUUGUCACCCUUAUGGUCCAAAUGUGCCUAUUGUCAUGUACAUUUGCCAAGCCAUGCAUUUCUUGGAUUACACUGUGUGCAAUGGAUCACACAGGGCGCCGUUGUUGGUGACCGAUCCGCAGUUCGACGUGUUGUGUGCUAGGAUUGUGAAGUACUAUUCAUUGAAGAGGUUUGUGGAGGGGACAGGGAAGGGUUUGGAGCAAUGGGGUUCUGCUCAUGAUGGGGCUCUUUUCCAUUACUCAUCUGGGAUGCAGGCUGUGAUGUUGGCUUUGGGAAUCUGUGAUAGAGUUAGCAUAUUUGGGUUCGGGAAAUCGAAUUCGGCUAAGCACCAUUAUCACACUAACCAGAAGGUUGAGCUUCACUUGCAUGAUUAUGAGGCUGAGUAUGAGUUUUACCGGGACCUUGUAGAUGGAAACAAGCCUAUUCCAUUUCUCUCGGACAAGUUCAAGAUUCCACCUGUUGUCAUGUAUCAUUGAUGCUGUUUCAAGUGUUGAAGUUGAAGGGGUUGAUUUUUUUCCCCAUUAUGUCAUCUAGAGUGAAAUCUUGUUGUAUUACUUGUGAAAUACACAUAUAGUCGAAAACAUUACACGGAUUGAUUCAUUGUAUUCUCAACUUGGAAAUGUCACAAUUGUAGCCUCAAGUGUAAAUUUUGGUUAGAUCAAUACAAAGCAAGCUCAUGUCUGAUUUGUGUGUUGAAAAUUC
Lotus japonicus is the source of this 1937-nucleotide messenger RNA. RefSeq names its product beta-1,6-galactosyltransferase GALT29A. The record is from RefSeq and is a predicted model, not a curated record. NCBI's taxonomy places the organism in Eukaryota, Viridiplantae, Streptophyta, Magnoliopsida, Fabales, Fabaceae. The coding region runs from base 428 to 1711 and encodes 427 amino acids. The transcript has a single exon. Gene Ontology annotation, molecular function: sialyltransferase activity.